AUGUCGGUGAGGUAUCAGGCCGUCGAUGAAAACGAGUGCCCGGAGGGGCCCUAUUUUGCGGGGUCGCGCUCCGACAAGUCGCCGAUUAUUUAUAACAGUUUUUCAAAUGAUUCAAGCUGGAAAGAUCUCUUGAGACUCCCUAAUGAACCAAGAAAACGCCGACUCUUUAUUGCAGCCACCACUUUUGCUAUAGCACUCUUCGUCUUUUUUAUGCUCUCCGUUGCCGUCGCUAAAAUCACCUUGAUCAAAGGUAUCAACGACGACCGCGCCAACACUAAAUAUGGUCUACAACUCAUUCCCGAUCUACGAGUACAUAAAUCCGGGUCUUUCAUUUAUUCCGCUUACAAUAGCCCCUCCUACAAUUCCAUCAAACAGAAAUACGUGACCGAGAUUGACAAAUUUUUGGAUAUAUACUGGAAAGAGCAGCUAGAACGCCAGCGGUAUAUGACUGAUUGUACAGUUUAUGACAAGCCAAAGGACAAAUGGUGUCGCUUUUCGGCCAAGAAACACUUCAAGACUAAUGGCGAAUGUUCUCCGCGAAAUAAUUAUGGUUUCGACUCUGGCGAACCUUGUUUGCUGUUUGCUUUUAAAGAUGAAAUAAAUUGGUCGCCAGAUUGGGUGAAUCGAAAUACUCUCGAUUAUUUGCCAUUUAAAUGUGAAAUCAAAACUUCUUACAAUACCUAUGGUAUUAACGCAACUUACUACCCAUCAGUUGAUGCCUAUCCAGCCUACGGUGGUUUUGCAAUGGAUAAGAUCCCGUCAUCCCCGAUCAAGGGCGAAAACGGCUAUGUGGUCGAUAACGAUGGAGAAAUUUUAUAUGACCUUCCAGCACUGGUAUUUGUUAAGCUGCGCCGUAAUACCCACAACGUCAAGCUAAACUUUGUCUGCUCAAUCAAGGACUCUGUCGAGCAUUAUCAGUUCUCAAACAUGGAUGCUUUUGUUGGUCUGAAGGAUAUUCGAUUCACCAUUGAAACAUAUGAUGAACCC
Molecule: messenger RNA, 987 nt
Organism: Mesorhabditis spiculigera
Lineage: Eukaryota; Metazoa; Nematoda; Chromadorea; Rhabditida; Rhabditidae
Source: the annotation of a GenBank genome assembly